ACAAGAGACAAGUCAGAGUCGGCAACUCAGUCAGUGUAAAAAUAAUAGUGAAAGAUGGCGACUGUCAGAAGAGGCUGUGUUUGUUGUCGUAGCCGUAAAUAUUUGUUAUGAUGAAUUAAAACUUUCAUUUUAAUCUCUUAUUCAAAGUAAAUUUGGUUUAAACGUUUAGUGACUUCACUUGAAAAACUAAAGAAAAUGAUUUUAUAGCAUUCAUAAUGGAAAUUUUAUCCUCGCUUAUUUUGAGGAUAUGUUUAUUUGUAUCUUUGACAUUUCGUGCUUCAAUAGUGAGAGCCUUUGGAGAUGCAGGAGUAGAACUCAAAUUCACACUGGAGCCGCAGGACGUGGUAACGGUGGCCGGCAGAUCUGUUGUUUUGGACUGUGCUGCCCAUUCCUCAGACACUCUUCAGCCUCCAACACUCAAAUGGCGGACAGCAGAUGGACAAGAUCUCACUUUCAUAGGUGACCCUCACAGAAGACAGCUGAGUAACAAUUCCCUGCUGAUCUUGUCAGUGGUGGAGAACCAAGAGCAGUACCACUGUGUGGCUACAGUGGACAGUGUGGGCUCUAUUGUUAGUCGGACAGCUACUGUAACAUUGGCACAUCUUCCACCGUUGGAGAGGCAACCACAAGACCUGCGACUGUUUCCUGGUCAGACGGCUCUGUUCAGUUGUCUGGUAGAGGGCAACCCUCCCCCUCUGGUGACGUGGAUCAAGGAUGGCAGACCAUUGGUACUCGAUGAAACACGUAUGAUCAUCUUGCCCUCAGGUUCGCUGGAGAUAGAGUCAGUGCAAGUGUCGGACCGGGGCAAUUAUCGCUGCAACGUGUCAGGGCACGGCCAACACCGUCUCAGUGACAGGGCCAUCCUACAGGUGGACCAGGACUUGGAGUCCGCCGCAAGUCUUAUGGCCCCUACCUUCAUCGCCAAGCCCCGUUCCACUGUAGCCACCGAGGGCAGCACUGUCACAUUGGAGUGUGCGGCCAACGGGACACCAAACCCUUGGCUUGUCUGGCUCAAGGAUGGUGUCCCCAUCGAUUUAGCGGAUCUGGAUACCAACUGUAUACUUCUGGGUACUGGCAGUCUGCAGAUGAGAGAUGUGGAGGAGGAUGAUGCGGGCAACUACCAGUGUCGGGCAGAAAAUAGAGAAGACUCAGUGGAUGCUACAGCUACGCUUCAAGUCCAUGUUGCACCGAGGUUUCUGAAGCGUCCAAGGAACAAAAUUGCCAAGGAAAAGGAGGAUGUAGAGCUGGAAUGCUCCGUGUACGCCAGACCAGAUGCCAAGGUCAGCUGGCUCAAGAACGGGGACCAUAUCAAACAAAAUGAGUAUCUCCAAGUUGUUAAUGGGAACAAUCUGCGGAUUCUGGGGCUGAUGGCUCAGGACACAGGCAUAUUUCAGUGUGUCGCCUCGAACCCUGCAGGCAACAUUCAAGCCGCAGCUCACCUGACGGUUGUCAGUUCAGAAUAUGAGAUGCAAAUGAAUCUAUCGAAAAAUCCCCCCAUGAAACGCCCCUCCAUCCCCCCUGGUCUGUCAGCUCUAGAAGGAGAGGUGGAAGUGCCGCAGCAGGAGACCGCUCCACGCGACGUAGAGGCAGCCAUCGUAGGAGCACGCUUCGUCACCAUGCGCUGGCGACCUCCACCCCAGCCCCAGGGCAACAUCUCCAGCUACUCAGUCUUCUACAGGGAGGAGGGAUCCUUCAGGGAGAGGAUAGUGAACACAUCACGUUCUCGGCUGGAGGAGGUGAAUAUCCAGGGCCUGCAGCCGGAUCGCACAUAUGUGGUGCGUGUGGGAGCUUACAUGAACCACAGCCUGGGGGCAACGUCUAUGCCAGUGCUCGUGCGGACAAAGGCAGAGGUCCAUGUGCCGGGACCCCCUCGCCAUGUAACGGCCCGCCCCCUCUCCCCCACCGCCAUCAGAGUCAACUGGCAACCUCCUGCCCCCGACACGAUCACCACACCGGUCCACGGCUACAGUCUCUACUACCUUGAAGCAGAGGCCUCCGAAGAGUUUCACAGGAAUACGACAGAACUGGGCUAUACACUAGAGAAUCUGAACAAGUUCCAGGAGUACAACGUUUGGGUAGUGGCUCACAACGAGAAUGGUGCAGGAAUGGCCUCAGAAGAGAUAACUGUGCGUACAUUCUCUGAUGUGCCCAGCAAAGCACCAGAGAACAUCACGCUGGAGGCUGCUAGUUCGUCGAUGGUAUAUGUGAGGUGGGAACCACCUCCCAAGGAUGGCCAGAAUGGGGUCAUCACAGGCUACAAAGUGCGCUAUCGCAAGAAGGAUCUCAGAGGUAGAGGAGACACCCACACAACGGCAGGCAACCAGCGAGCGUUUCUUAUCCAAAACCUGGAAAAGAAAUCGAUGUACCAAGUUCGAUUGUUUGCGGUGAAUGUGAACGGAACGGGGCCACCAACAGACUGGUACAACGUAGAGACGUAUGAAAACGACCUAGACGAGAGCAUAGUUCCAGACGUACCAUCCACUAUGAAAGUAAAGCCUAGCACGGAUUCCAUCACAGUUUCCUGGACACCGCCUGUCAGUACAGAGGUUUUGGUGCGAGGAUACUACAUAGGAUGGGGCAAGGGAAUACCUGACAUGUACUACAAGAUUUUGGACAGCAAGCAACGGUACUAUGUCAUUGAGGGAUUGGAACCAAACUCCGAGUAUGUAAUCAGCUUAAGAGCCAGCAACAAUGUGGGAGACGGACCGGCCAAGUACGAGUCUGUCCGCACCAGAGACGAGGCACCUCCGGAGCCCAUGACUCCUCUUAUCCCUCCGGUCGGACUCAAGGCCAUUGUUCUCUCGUCUAGCACAGUCGUCGUCUACUGGACCGACAGCACUCUCUCACAGAGUCAGCUGGUGACAGACAAUAGGUACUACACAGUGCGUUACGCCUCCUGCCACCACUCAGGCAACCCUCGCUACAAGUACUACAACUCCACUGACCUCAACUAUAUGAUAGAUGACCUCAAACCCAACACCCAGUAUGAAUUCACUGUCAAGGUGGUCAAGGGCAGGAGAGAGAGCCGCUGGAGUAUGGUGGUCUCGAACACUACCAUGGAGGAUGCUCCUUCUUCUCCCCCACGAGACCUCACUGUGGUAGCUGUUGAUGGCAACCCCACCAUUGUUAACCUCAACUGGCAGCCUCCUAAACAACCUAACGGCCAGAUCACUGGUUACGUGGUUUCGUACACUACAGACAUGUUCAACAGAGACAGGGACUGGGUGGUAGAGGGUGUGGUCGGGGAUAAGAUGACUACUAGUAUCAAGGGUCUUACAGCCAGCACAACUUACUACUUCAAGAUACAAGCUCGCAACAGCAAAGGCUACGGACCCAUGUCCGGUAUAGUCUCCAUGACGACCAAUUCAGGCUCUGGUUACCGGCCCUAUGAAACAGGACAGUCAACUAAAGAUGGACGGGGAGGUCUCAGUAACAUGACUCUCCUGCUGAUACUGCUGGCUUGCUGUGUGCUGCUAAUAGCAGGUGUGGCUAUUGGUAUUGCUAUUGUGUGCUGCCGGAAGGCUUCAGUCUCACAAGAUCGCAGCAAGAAAGGAUACACCAAAGGGAACACAGGCAAACCGGGUGCCAGCAAUAUAAAACCUCCAGACCUCUGGAUUCAUCAUGACCAGAUGGAUUUGAAGAACAUGGAAAAGUCCUCACAAGGGUCUCUGGACGUACCUUCUUCUGCAAGAGAUCUGGACAUUGAUCAACCCCGUCAGCCCACGAACUCUCUGGACAAACGCACAUAUGGAACUUCUUAUAUAGGGAAUGCAUCACAACCACUUCUUCUGCCAGAAGAAAAGUGCUCAUCUGCUCGCCGUGCUGUUAAACCCAAACCAAUAGCAUUACCUGUAGAAAAUCAACCUCUACGAGAGCCCACUGCAACUGCUACUACUCCGAUUGGUCCUGCCGCCGGCCUCUUGACCGUGACAGAUGCCAGACCUCUGUACCCUCGCACUCAGUACUCCAUCUCACGAGCCCAUGUCACCCUGGAUCCUGCACUUGCCGCAGCAGAGAGUCCUAUUAUACAGAGUGGUGGCGGUGGCUAUGAAAGUGUGGCAGGUUCGGGUGCCCCUGUUCCUGCCCCCACUCAGACUUCCACCUAUGGAGUGACAGGGGAGGGUACAGGCAGCUUGGGGAAGCGACUUCAAGGCCACCCACUGAAGAGUUUCAGUGUACCAGCACCCCCACCCCAGUCCGCCCCUUCCACACCACAGCAGAAACAUGUUGUGACAGUGCGGCCCCAAGGUUCUAGUCCCUACAAGAAGGCUGGACACUAUACAACGCAGGGUCAGGCACAGUCACCUGCCCCUACAAAAACACGACCUUCUACUCUAGAUGAUUCACCUAAACUACAACCAUCUUACAGCACGGAGGAGCUGAACCAGGAGAUGGCCAACCUCGAAGGACUCAUGAAGGAUCUCAACGCUAUCACCGCCUCAGAGUUCGAGUGCUAGUGCAGUGCCGUGUGACUGUGAAUGGACCAUUGUGUUGUUGCCUUAGACUCGUAAUCAAUGUCUAUGCAUUUCACUACACCACAUGCCUCACAAAACUACACCAAUAGCAAUUUAUUUUUAGGAAGGUGAUAUUUUUUAUAAUCACAUUUUAUAUCUUAGUGCGUUUGACAACCUGGGCUGAUUUCUGUUCAUAGUUCCUAUAGUUAAGAUCCACUUGAACUUUCGUUUAGUUCGGCUCUCCCCUAUAGAAAUGUUUCCUUCAAAACAGAAUAUUUUAUUUUGAAACCUGAUCCAAGCGAAUAGUAUUUUUUAAUUUUAAAUGGUGGCUUUUGCCCUUAAAAUAAAACAUUAAUGCUAAUGUAUCCCUCAAAUUAUUUCAUGUAAUGUAGUGGGGUGUGUGAAUAUUUUAGUAUUAUUUGUAAAAUAAUGUAGUGCAAUACUAUGAGUUUAAUUCAAGAUGCACAAACAAUAAGAAAACAAUAAAAAUUUACAAAUGGACAAAUUUUUAUACGCUGCUAUCGCUCAACUUGAAUUUGUAUAUUCAAAUUAUAUCCAAUACAGAAAUUUUCUGAAUUACCUGUGUUAUGUACAAAAUACGAACUUCAAUAUGGGCAAUAAAAUAGGAAAAUUAACAAAAUUGUGAUUUUGAUUGCUAAAACAAUGUAUAUAUUUAGUUUUUGCAUACAUUAAUAAGCAUUUUGUAAAAAUCAGUUGAAUACUCACUAAUAUUAUUAUAUUUUAAAUAUAAUCUAAAUGGCCUGGUGAGUUUAAUAUCAUCAGUAUUCAAUGUGUCCAAAGAAGCAAAUUUUGUGGAAACAGCUGUUUUGUAGACAGCAUUCAUAUUAUUGCCUAGUGGUUACAGCCAAUGGUAUAUGUUGUGGACAGAACGUUUUAGAUAUUUACUUGAAAUUGUAUCUAAACUGUAUGAUUUUACAAAUAUUUGUUACAAUCUCAUAUUUUAAAAGAAAUGUAUUUAAAUAUAUUUGAAAUUGAAUUGUUUUAAUAUAUUAAACUAUAUUUUGUAUCAUUAUAUUUUAUUACUAGUCCAAGUAUUAUGUUUUUUAUUAUUGAUCUCAAAAUUACAGAACGCUUUAUUCAUAUAAUUUACCAAGCAAACAAAAGCAAGCACAAUUUCUGAAAUGUACAAUAAAUUGGUAGUUUAAAUAAAAAAAGUUUGAUAACUUUGGUUAUUAUAAAUAAGUUAGCAAAGGGAUAACUACAUACAAUAAGUCAGUCCACCGAGGAAACAAAUAACUUGCUUGUAAUUACAGCCCUCUGCUGUUUUUACAUUAUUUUAAUACUUUGUAUUUGGUGAUAUUUUAAAAUAUAUUUAUUCAAUCUAUAUGUUCUUACCUACUUAUAGUACAGACAUUGAAAAUUUAUUUAUCUACAACCUUUAAUUUAAAACACAACUUCUUAAAAAUACUGUUUACUACUUACAAUAUUAGUGUAAUGUUUUGUAAAACAAUUCACUUAAUUAGAUUUAAAUGUAUCAAUUUAUCCUUUGUGAAUGUAUCAAAGGAUAUAUGCCGUUCUAAAGUCAAAGGAUAUAUAUAUAUAUAUAUAUAUUAUUUUACUAGCAGGGCAGCAAGCUAGUACCAAUGUUGUGAAAAAUUCAGUAUAUGUUACCCAAAAUAUUUCAGCAAUAUCUAUUGUAAUUUACCUAAAUCAUGGUAUGUAAUAAUUUAACGGAUUUGGAAUUUAAACUGAGGUAAACAGUUGUGCAUGAACUGUAUGCGAAUAUUAUUAUUUUAAUAAACACAUAUAUUCUUUCCAAUUUUUCGGACUAGAAAGUUAUGUUGCAGCACUUCUCCGAAUGCUCUUCAGUUCUUUUAUUUCUCAUAAAUUAGUUUUUAUGGUGUAAAAGUUUACAAAAAGUAUUAAUACUUCAAUAACAUGUAGUGUCGGGCAACUUUUAUUCAAAUCCAGCCCUUAAAUACCACAUAUUCAAUAUUCCGCUGACUAAUGAAUACAUCUUGAAAGAAAUAGAUACAGUCACAUCUUGGUGACUGAAACCUCAUUAUUUUAAUAAACACAUAUAUUCUUUCCAAUUUUUCGGACUAGAAAGUUAUGUUGCAGCACUUCUCCGAAUGCUCUUCAGUUCUUUUAUUUCUCAUAAAUUAGUUUUUAUGGUGUAAAAGUUUACAAAAAGUAUUAAUACUUCAAUAACAUGUUGUGUCGGGCAACUUUUAUUCAAAUCCAGCCCUUAAAUACCACAUAUUCAAUAUUCCGCUGACUAAUGAAUACAUCUUGAAAGAAAUAGAUACAGUCACAUCUUGGUGACUGAAAUCUCAUUAUUUUUAAUUCUGUAAAUGAAAUUUAAUAUUCUCUCGCAUAGAAUCGGAAUAUAUUAGAGUCAUUAAACACAGUACAAUGCAAUUCACGUAGCCAAAAUAUGAAAUGCAGCUGUCCAUAUAAAAGAUUUUAUAGGCCUAUUGAUAAUUAUCACAGUAUAAAUUGGACAAAGUCUUUUUCAAACUCAUCAGUAGCGUUAUAGGCUUUAUUUUUCAACAAUUCUCUAUUAUUUGCUUUCCACAUUCCUGUAUGACAUUCCCUAUAGCUUUCCCGUGCUAUUUUUACUAUAUAAUUUUAAGUAUAUCCUCAGUAAGAACCAAACUUUUAGAAAUUGAACUUUUGGGAGUAGUCAUCUGCAAUUAAAAGUGACAAAGUAUUUUUAUGUUGAAACUUGCGUACUUUACCCUGCAUCAUAUUCUACAGUACCAGUUUAGAUCGGAAGUUAAGCCUAUUUUUCAUUACUUUUACAAAGUAUGCAUCGGUUUGCUCGAAGACCAUGUUUUGUUUUAUUGAGUGAAGCUUUACACAAUGAUGAGAUUUUUGUAAAACAAUACCUAUGAGGAAAAAAUCUGUUAUCGAAGCUGUAAACACAAACAUAAAAGAAAAUAUUGUGUUUCAAAGGGAUACUUUCUACUUCUCUGACAAUUUUGAAAAACAACAAUACAUGCGAAGCUCUGUGAUAAAUUUAUAUUAAUUACAUGUUUUCAUUAUUAAAUUUAAUAUUGACAUGCUCCAACAAUUGCUUUCACUAAUGUUUCAUGUUCUAUAAAUAUUAAAUCAGUUCAUAAUAUGGAUAAUCUAGCAAUGACAAACUUCACGGAGGUAUUGAAGCUAGUAUGUAUUGGGUAUAUCCACACCUACAUGGUGAGCUCCUUUUUUUUUUUUUUUUUUUUUUCCCUUCUGAGGGAAGAGGACACUUUGUCCCCACACUUAGUCCUAAAAGGACCUUUGCGCCUCCCUUACUUUUAUUUGUGCCCUCAAAAACCGAGGCUUUUGCAAAAACCAAUCAGAUUUAAGGGCUCCUGUUCUCUGAACUGAGCUCCUUAUUGGAAACCUCUAAUCUUUGAAGUUUUAAAAUUGAAAAAUACAUUUGUAUUUAUGUUGUUUCUCACAUUAUUUUAUUUAUCAAGCGAUCAUAUAAAUCGUUGAAAGGAUGUUUUUGUUCUUGUGGUUUAUUAUCUUUCUGUAUCAUUUAUUAUGUUAUUGGCCAAUUACUGAUUCAAUGGAGUAUUAAAAAAUAUGAACUAUAUGUUAUAACAGAACACAAAGACUUAUUUAUAUGUGAUUUUUUUGUCUUAAGUGUAUAAAUACUAAAACGUAAUGUAGCUGGACAUCAACUAGAUGUAAUACAUCGUAACAUUCCUAUUAUGUUGCUAUUGACUGGACUGAUUCCAACUUGUUUUGUUACAAAGAAAGUUUUCAAUUCAGACAUACAAAGAAUAUUUGUAGGCACCAUUCUUUGUUUGAAUGUGAUUUUAUUUAAACUAGAGAUUCUCAUGGUAUGAAAUAAAUAUAGUGAUAACUUUUCUUAUACUUUAUUAAAGUGGUAGUGUUCCACUUACAAAUACAAAUACGAACCUCUUUCAGGAAUAGAUCAGGAAUAUUUUAAUUUUACUAGUACUGAUGAACUCGAUUUUUUAUUUAUCCCUUGUGCUACAUAGUACGGUUCUGGGUAUUAUAGUAAUUAAGAUUCAGUUCCAACAGAAACUAAAACAGAUUGUAUUGUGAUUGUCCUUCAAAGCUCUAUUUCUAUAUUUUUUACUGCUGUUUUACUGAAACCAACUUAUAUUCUCACAAUGGAUCAGUAUUGCUUCUGUAAGCUUUCAUGGUACAGGAAAAUCACUACCAUAUAUUGUCUCCGCCUUCUUACUUUUUACUAAGUCAUUUCAUUUCCGUGUGCAACCAUGUGUGUGUUUUAUUAAAUUACAUUUAGAAACAACUAAUACAUUUUAAAAUUGUAAUCUUAUUUCUCUUGAAUACUUGUACAUUCAGGCUAUUGCUGUCUGUAGGUAAAACACUCGUCCACAACUCGAAUCAAGGACUGAUACUGAUUAGACUUGAUUAAAAUUCGCAACUUACUAUUUACUUAUUGGAAAAAUAAAAAGGCAUUUUUAUAUGCAAGGUGAGAUAAAAAGACUGCCUCUCCACCUUAACUUUCAAAUAUUAAAUACUUUGAAGUACCAUAAACGUAUCAGCUAUUUAUAACACCACUAGAUAUUGUUUUUGAUGGGUUUAAAAACUGCACCUUCCCAAAAUGGAAGAGAAGACCUGAUAAAGUGACAACUUAACAAAUUAACCCUCUGAGUGCCAAUGCUAAUUGAAGAGCAGCAACCAAAAUACACUUAAUACAUAAAUAUCAGUUUUGGUGUAGUAAGGACUGUUAAGACUAAACCCAUUAUACAAGAAGCCAGUUUUUUUUACCCUAUCAUGAAACACUUCUGUUUUAAUGGCCACGAAAGAAUAUGGAAGUAACCCAACACUUUUUGUAAGAAUUACUUAUUUUGUAAAACCUUAAUAGAAAGCCCUUUACGAUACAAAACAAAUUAAAAACCUCCAGGCCAAAUUUUUUCCUGGUAUUCUUUGCUGGCUCAGAUCCUAUCUUUUAGAAUAGAGUUUUUUUCAUAAAUUAGGAGUGCCUCAAAGCUCCACUAUGGGACCUUUUUUUAAUUAUGAAAAACAGUGAAUUACAUACUUACUGUAGUUUAUUUUGCCAUUUUCCCUCUAGUUGAAUCUCCACACGUCACAGAUCAAUUAAAAUGGAUAAUUGUUGCAAGAUGGAUUAAUUUGUCAGCGGCUUUUUUUUAGUCACAAGUCAGUGACGAAUUAACCUUGCAAAAGCCGUCAAGGAGUUAAUUUUUUAGUUGUCUUACUCCUUCAUUUUGGAUAAGGUCAUUUUAAUUUUGAGAUCAAUAACAAUCAACAUCAAAGUGAUGCUAUUUUAAAUACUUUUAAGGAAAUCUUGUGUCUAAUCAAAGUUAAGAUGGAGUGCGUUUAAUCAUUCUGUAUAGAAAUGGAGCUUCACAUAAUUUAUCGGCAAUAUCCUUUUAUUGAUGAUCAGAUUAAAAUAGCUGGGAUCUUACCCAUCAGGUACGAAUCAAGAAUGGAAUCAGUCCAACUACUAUUUCUACUGUUUGUAUCACAGUCAUUCAAAGUAGACUGUGUGUGUAUGUGUGUGUUUUAGCUGUGUCAAACUGUGUAUCUGUUUUUAAUACAUCACUGCCACCUUCGAACUCAGGAGAUUAACUUUUAAAAUAGCUGUUACAAUGUUUAACACAUGUUAACCUUGUGCUCUGGAUCAUAUGUGAGUUGAUUUGUUGAAUUUUGUUCUCUUUAAAGUUCCAUGGUAAUAUUUGACUUCCGAUAUUGUAUAUUUAAUAUUUUUUUUAUUCAAUGAGUCAUCAAGUUUGCUAAUAUAUCACAAUUGUUGUAAUGUAUGUGUAUUGAAAACAUGUUUCUCAAGGACAUCUUGUCACUAGAAAUAUAUUUAAUUAUGGUUCAGCCUAUUUUAUUAAAACUAUAAAUUUUAAAAUUUACCCUCCAAAUGCUUUUGCCAAGGAAGUAUAUCUAACCAAACUAUAAAUAGUUUCUUCAGGUAAUAUUAAGACCAUUUGGCAACUAAUAUUGUAGAAGAUUUCCAUAGAGAAAAAAUUCUAUUCAUUCCCUGAAAAUAAAACAAAAGGUAUUGUUUUUGUGGUUCUAGUUAUAAGCACAAUAAGCUUUAAAUUUAAAAAGUCAGCUAUUUUUUCAUUACACAUAAUUUUUGUAUAUACUUUAAAGCAAUAUUUUAAACCAUUCAGUGUAAAUUUAUUGAACAUUAUAGAUAAAAUCCAAUAGGCCUACUAUAAUAUUUAGUCUGAUAACUUCUGUGUGCUACAGUAGAUGAAUUUUCCAAGUCUUUCAACUUAUAACAGUGUAAUUAUUGCAGCCAUUUGUGCUACCCAUUGUAAUACUGAAUAAGUUAGUAUUGAGCCAUUUGGAUUCAGAAUAAUAACAGUAACUUAGUAUAAUUUACAAUAAUUAUGAGAUACAUUUCCCAUGUUUAAUAAGGUUGGGCACAAAGCCUUGCAAGGUUUCGGGAAUUUGGAAUUUUAGAUUUAGAAGAACUAACAUAUGGUUAAUUCUUUUAAAUCUAAAUAUGGGUACCCUAUAACAUUGGUCUACCGUACUUGUUCUCCAGAACUUAUGUGAAACUUGGUUUCAAACCAUACUUGUUCUGUUAAAAAUAUAAAAACUCCAAUAAUAAACUGUAUUAUUGACUGUAUCAAUCAAAAUGUAGUGAUUACUUAGGUAUGCCUUACAAGUGACUUUAAUUUGGCAUCCAGUCAUCUUUGUUAACUUUUAUUAGUUUUUAUUACUAUAUUUCUUUCAUGUAUACAUUUUGCUUAUGUCAUGUAAAAGACAUCAUGUUAUAUGUAUUAUAUAAAUGUAAACGAUAUAGAAUGUUAUUUAUAAUUUGAUUGCAUGAAACACGGUCACGUGGCAUCACUAUGGGUGCUAGAGGCGUGACUGUGACUGCGACACGAGUCCAUAGCCAGUAGUAAUAUACUUGAUCACCACAUGAGUAAAUCCCAGAUUGUAAUUUGAUUUUCAAAACGUUCCAUAAACAUUAAGUAUUUGUAAUUAGUUUAUGUCAUGUUAUAUUGUUUUCUUAGAAAAAUGUAUUACCUGUCAGCUAAUAUUACUGAUAUUUUUUUAUUGAAAAGUAAAUAAAUAUUUAAAAUUAUUAAAUUUUGCUAAAGUAAUACAAUUUUAAGUCAGUAACUCCUUAUUGGUUCUGGUGAUUUAUUUUUAAAAAAAUGUUGAUAAGGUUAAAUGUUGUAAAGACUGGCCUUGGACACGUUAAAAUGCAAAUGUUUUACUCGUUUUUGAAAAUAUUUCCUUUUUGUUGUAAUGUCAGAGUGCCAUCAAAUAUCUUGUAUUAAUUACUCUAUCUGUAAAUUACUUUUUCAGAUUGAAUAUACAAUUUGUGUGUGUUGUGUGCUUGAAGGAUUUUAAUAUUUAGUUCCAGUAAAACUGUAAAUAUCUUUUAAGUAGUCUCGGUGUAAAUAAGUGUGGAUGUGGUCCACAACAUGCUGAAUAGCGAUAGUGAUAGCGAAAACGAUAGCAGCUAUAACGCCUGACGUGUUUGCAUCUGUUACUAAAGCACUGUACUCUGUCUUGGUAGCGAUUGAAAAGUCACACUUUUGUACAAACUCAAUUAUGUGAUAAAAUUGAAGUUUAUGUAUGUUGUAUACCUUGUAAGAAUUGCUGUCAAGUACGGGAGCAAACCAGAAACAGCUGGAGGAUUACAACUCUUUGUAGACAAAUUGUUAAAUUUCAGCCAACAGAGUUCAUCCGUUAAGAAUUGUAGGUUAUAAUAGUAGCCCUAAGGUCUUUCAGACAGUGCAGAACAUUUCAGUAUUAUUGAGCUACAACAAGGUACAUUGUUCUUACCGUUUUUUUAAUAAUUUGAUAAAUUUUAUAAGAAACUAACUGUUUUUGGAAAUAUAAAUGUCAGUAGGCGUGAAGGACAAAUUUUCAUCUCAUAAACAUUUUUGAUUUUUUAGUCAUUCCUCUUAAGUAAAGUUUAGAUUAUCCAAGCUUCCUUCAACUAACUUGUUAUCCCAUAAUCAAACAUGGUGCACGAUUUUACUAAAAGAUAUUCAUUCUUCCUAUUUUCAGUAGAAACUCACUUAAUUUGCCUAUCAUACCAAUAACACAAGUGACAAUAAUAAAAGUUGGGAGUUGAUGUUCAGUAGAAAAUACACAGUACUGUCCUGAAGUAAAAAGUACAGAUCUCUCUUUAAAACACGGUAGGAGCCCCUACAAGUGACUCAUAUAUAUUACAAAUGUUCUAUUCUUUGUGAAAGGCUCUAUUAGUAUGAAAAUUGACUGAUCUCUUUUCUGACAUUGUAAAUAUUUCCAAGUUAAGUUCGUGAUUGCAGAUUAUGAUCAGUAAAAGUCCUAAAAAGUGAAUAGUCUCUUUCUUUUUACCUUGUAAACGAAAUUAUAAAUUGUAAAAUCUAGUUUAGCAUAAACCUUUGUAAAAAAAUAUGUGGUAUUGCCUCUAGCUUGAGGUACGUGAAACCAAAUAGAUUUGUAAAACUUAUUUUUGUUGGCUCAUCAACACGAAGUUGACAAUUAUCUUCUAAAUUGCUGUUUAUAUGUUGGUGCCUUUUAAAUUAUAAACUCUGUCGUUUGUAAUAGAAACCCACUCGUUUUGUAAUGAAACUUCAGCAUCGUCAUGCAACAUUAACUUCAAUCAUAUCAAUCGAUAUUUAUUAUAACUGUUGAACGUUUGUACUUCUUUAUUUAAUUCCUAAAAGUUUUGAUAUUACAUUUUAUACCGGUGUUUCGCUUUAUUACAGUGUACAAGUAAGUCAGUCUAUGCUCAACACUAUUGUAGUCGAGGACAAUACUCGGGGAUUGUCGCUCUUCUGUCUGUAUAUUGUUUAAACAGAGAUUAAGAAAUGUGACUGAUAUUGUCGUUUUAUUUUGAUUCGAAUCAUCGCAAUGGUUGUGGCUGCUCGGUCCAUUUCAUGUUACAUGGAAUAAACUAAGAAAACCUGUAAUGUAGCUAGAUAAACAUAAUUGUUUUAUAAGUUUAGUAAUACUACUAAAGAAAUAUAAGAAUGAUUUUCUUGUUUAUGUAAUUGUUGCUAAAACUACUUAAUAACAUAUCAAUAUAUUCUUUAUUGGCAAUAGAUUAAAUCAAUCCAAUUUUUGCAAAAAUUUUAAAAAAUUUCUUGAAUAACAAUUAUUAAACAUUUUUCCAAACUACAUGAUAAUAUUUUAAUUAUUUCUCAAUGAAUUUAAAUUGCAUUCAACCAUUUGGCAUGAUUUGUAUCAAAAUUGAACUCGGUAAUGUAACUUUUGUACUAUCAGCGCUUUUGUCAUGUUGUAUGUAAUACUUAGUGUACAAACUGUAUAGUUUUAAUAUUUAUGAUAUGUAAUCGACUAGUUUUGAUUUUCGUGCCUAAUCAUUGAUGUCCCCACAGCAACGCUGUUGUAUUACAGUAUUUUAUAAUUAGUUUAUGUUGGUUUUCAGAUAUUUUACAUAUAAGAACUCAGUUUAACAUUUAAUAGCGAAUUACAUGUAAGUUCUGUGUCGGUCUCUUAUCGGAUUAUUAUAUUUAUCAAAUAAUGAGUGUUUAUUUUUUUACUUAAACUUUGGGUUGCUAUUGAUUUUGUCACUUUUACAACACUAACUAUUUAUUUCAUCACUUUUUCCCACUGAUCAAUUGAUAUAAAAUAUAAACUUUUUAUAAACUUUAA
Molecule: messenger RNA, 14006 nt
Organism: Homalodisca vitripennis (glassy-winged sharpshooter)
Lineage: Eukaryota; Metazoa; Arthropoda; Insecta; Hemiptera; Cicadellidae
Gene: fra
Product: neogenin
Exons: 27
Coding region: 216-4457 (1413 amino acids)
Biological process (GO): cell-cell adhesion
Cellular component (GO): membrane
Molecular function (GO): protein binding
Source: RefSeq, a predicted model, not a curated record